UUAAAUUCAGUCUUAUUUUUUAUAGUUAGGUUGUUGUAGCUAACGAAAAUUGUAACGUCCAUGCACCCUUCCUCGUUGAUAUAAAAGGAUAUUCCACCGCCUUUCGUUUUCCGUGUUAGCAUGCAGCGGCUCCAAUUACCGGAGACCCUUCCUUGUGUUUCUGACAUACAGCCUCCUCUCCCUCCCUGUCGACCAUUAAUCGGAAGAUGGCUCAGCAAUUCGUCCAGGCUAAAAUCAAAGGAGACAAAGUGGUCUUGUUCAUCAAGCCCACAUGUCCGUACUGUGUCACGGCCAAAGACGUUUUGUCGAAGUACAAAUUCAAGCCGGGCCAUCUGGAGUGUGUUGACAUCAGCGUUCGGCCAGACAUGGGCAGCAUGCAGGACUACUUCCUGGAGCUCACCGGCGCCCGCACCGUGCCACGGGUGUUCGUUGGAGAGGAGUGUGUCGGCGGUGGCAGUGACGUUGCAGCGCUGCAUAAAAGUGGCAAACUGGAAGGAAUGCUGCAGUCCAUUGGAGCUCUGCAGUGACCCGCGCUAAACUAUGAGGCGACGUCACAUGACAACGCAUCGAGAUUUGCGUAGUUUGCGUCGCCGCUGCUGGUACUCGCUGAGCUCCUGCAGAUAACCUCUGGAUGGCCAGCGCAGCCUCUCCACCUGAUCUCGCUCCUCUUCUGGAACACACGCAUACACUACUACACUAUAUACAACCUCACAUCCGUGUUGCUGUAUCAGAACUUCUUCAAUCACUCUCUUGACCUUGGCCUUUAUCUUGGGCCCUUCGGUACCCGUCCAAAGAUUAAAAAAAAAAAAAAAAAAAUGCACCUCAUGUCUAUAAGGAAUGAUAAUAAAAUAUACCGCUGGGACUACA
Molecule: messenger RNA, 867 nt
Organism: Syngnathoides biaculeatus (alligator pipefish)
Lineage: Eukaryota; Metazoa; Chordata; Actinopteri; Syngnathiformes; Syngnathidae
Gene: glrx
Product: glutaredoxin (thioltransferase)
Exons: 4
Coding region: 207-527 (106 amino acids)
Source: RefSeq, a predicted model, not a curated record